This is a messenger RNA of Puntigrus tetrazona (Sumatra barb), 3515 nucleotides long. RefSeq names its product NACHT, LRR and PYD domains-containing protein 12-like. The record is from RefSeq and is a predicted model, not a curated record. Lineage: Eukaryota; Metazoa; Chordata; Actinopteri; Cypriniformes; Cyprinidae. Gene Ontology annotation, molecular function: protein binding.
CGAGAGCGAAAGUAAAGAGAACACAGAACCGUCAGUCGAUCUCGCGAUACUUUGAUGUUAUGCACCUUGCACUUUACAUGUGACGUUUACACCUGAUCGUUUUUUUCUGAUCGAAAAACCUUUAAAACUAUUAACCUAAUCAUCAUUUUUAACGUUUAUGCGGGGACAUACAUGAAUAUAAAGAGAAAACAAAGACAUUUUGAGAAGUUGUCUAGAAACUGACCGUUUUGAUCAAAGCAAGUCUUCAGCUGUGGAGCAGAAAGACACUUCCUUAUUCAUUCGUGAGUUGGUGAAGGACGAUGGCGUCUGUUAAAAAGCUGCUCUUGGACCAACUGAUGGAGCUGGCAGAAGAUGAACUGAAGAAUUUUCAUUGGCAUUUAGUGAAUUUUUAUCAAAAGUGCAUAUCAAAGUCUGAAUUGGAAAAUGCAGAUAGAUGUGACACAGUAGAUAAGAUGGUGAUGUGUUUUGGACCAGAUGAAGCUGUGAAGGUCAUGGUAGACGUCCUGAGAAAGAUAAACCAAAAUGAUCUGGCUGAACAGUUGCAGAAUGAACACAAGCAAGCUCAGACUGAGGACAAUAUGAAGACAUCUGUCCCUGUUAGAGAGCUGCAAAAUGUCUUGAAGACUCACAAAAACAACAUGAAGAUGAAGGCAAAAUACAUUUUUGAGGGCAACAAAGAAACUGACACAGAUCUGAAAGCUGUUUACACAGAUCUGUUCAUCACAGAGGGAGAUAUAAAAGAUGUAAAUCAGGAACAUGAGAUUCUGAAGAUUGAUGAUGCUUUCAAGAGCAAAAAAACACAGGACAAACCAAUCAAAUGCAAUGAUAUAUUUACUGAACUAAGGAAAAACAAUGAGUUAAAGAUUGUGUUGACCAAAGGAGUCGCUGGCAUUGGAAAAACUGUGUCUGUGCACAAGUUCAUCCUGGACUGGGCCGAAGGAGAAUCUAAUCAGGAUAUAGACUGUGUGUUCCUGCUUCCAUUCAGAGAGAUCAACGUGAUUAAAGAGAGAGAGGUCAGUCUCCAUGAGUUUCUGCUGAAAUUUAAUCCUGAAUUGAAGGACCUGGAGAAAUCAAAGUUAUAUACAGAAUAUAAACUUGUGUUUAUUUUUGAUGGACUUGAUGAGAGUCGACUGCCUUUGAAUUUUGAAAGUGAUACAAUGAACACUGUUGAGGAAAGAUCAUCUGUAGAUGUGCUGUUUACAAGUCUGGUCAAAGGUAAACUGCUUCCAUCAGCUCUUGUCUGGGUCACAUCACGACCAGCAGCAGCCAAUCAGAUUCCUCCUCAGUAUGUAGGUUUGUUCACAGAGGUGCAAGGAUUCACUGACCUACAGAAGGAGGAGUACUUCAGAAAGAGAUUCACAGAUGAGAGUCUGUCCUCCAGAAUCAUCUCACACAUUAAGACGUCUCGUAGUCUCUACAUCAUGUGCCACAUUCCUGUGUUCUGCUGGAUCACAGCCACAGUACUUCAGGAUAUUCUCACUGAGAAUAAUGAAGAGAACAUCAGCACAACACUCACUGAAAUGUACAUUCACUUCCUGAGGAUACAGAUGAACAUGAAGAGUCAGAAGUAUGAUGAACAACAAGAAGGAGAAUGUUCAGAGCAUUUACUUUUAAAUAGAAAGAUGAUUCUGAAGUUAGCCAAGUUAGCGCUUGAACAGCUGAAGCAGGAAAACAUUGUGUUCUAUGAGAAAGAUCUGAAAGCAUGUGGUAUUGAUGUGAGUAAAGAUGCUGAGUUCACAGGAAUGAUCGCUGAGAUCUUUAAGAGGGAAGUUGGACUUUAUAAGACAAAGGUCUUCUGCUUUGUGCAUCUGAGCAUUCAAGAGUUCCUCGCUGCAGUGCAUGUGUUCACCUGUUACCUGAAAAAAAACAAGCAAGAGCUUAAGUUUUUCUUUGAGAAUUCACAAACUACAGUCAUACAAAAUCUUACAUUUCCUUUUAGAAAGGUCAAAUGGCGUGACUUAACAGAGAGAGCCAUUGAAAAAGCAAUGCAAAGUAAGAGAGGGCAUCUGGACCUGUUCCUGCGGUUUCUGAUGGGCAUUUCACUGGAAUCCAGUCAAAAUCUGCUCAAAGGCCUGAUCACACACACUGAAGACACCACAGAGAGCAUCAGAAAUCUAAGUGCCUACAUUAAAGAAUUACAACAACAGGACAUCUCAGAUGAAGCUUCAGUCAACCUGUUCUACUGCUUACUUGAACUGAAAGAUCAUUCAUUAUAUGAGGAAAUCCAGAUACUGCUGAUGUCAGAGAAAGUGCUGGAUGAGUUCAACCCAAAGAGGUUCACAUCAGAACAUUCAGACUACAAGAGACUCAUUCCAGCUGUGAGAUGCUGUAGAAAAGCUCUAUUUGAAAGCUGUGGUUUUGAUGAAACAUGCUGUGAAACUCUGUCUUCUGCUCUACAAACAUCAAACCAUCUGACAGAGCUGAACCUGAGUAACAAUGAUCUGCAGGAUUCAGGAGUGAAGCUGCUUUCUGAUGGACUGAAGAGUUCACACUGUCGUUUAAACAUACUGAGGCUGUGUGGGUGUCAUCUCACUGCUCUGUCCUGUGAAAGUUUAUCUUCAACUUUACAAUCCUCAAACUCUGUCCUGAGAGAGCUGCACCUGAGUAACAAUGACCUGCAGGAUUCAGGAGUGAAGCUUCUUUCUGAUGGACUCAAUAGUCCAGUCUCUAAACUGGAGAUACUAAGAUUUUCCACAUGUAAUCUCACUGCACAGUCUUGUGGGAGUUUGUCUUCAACUUUACAAUCCUCAAACUCUGUCCUGAAAGAGCUGGACCUGAGUAACAAUGAUCUGCAGGAUUCAGGAGUGAAGCUUCUUUCUGAUGGACUCAAUAGUCCAGUCUCUAAACUGGAGAUACUAAGAUUUUCCACAUGUAAUCUCACUGCACAGUCUUGUGGGAGUUUGUCUUCAACUUUACAAUCCUCAAACUCUGUCCUGAAAGAGCUGGACCUGAGUAACAAUGAUCUGCAGGAUUCAGGAGUGAAGCUUCUUUCUGAAGGACUGAAGAGUCCAAACUCUAGACUGAAGAUACUGAGGUUGUCUGGCUGCAUGGUGACAGAGGAAGGCUGUGGUUAUGUGUCUUCAGCUCUGACUUCAAACCCCUCACACCUGAGAGAGCUGGAUCUGAGCUACAAUCAUCCGGGAGAUUCAGGAGUGAAGCUGCUCUCUGAAAAACUGGAGGAUCCAAACUGCUCACUAAAUAAACUCAAGUAUGUUAUGCAGGAGAGGUUUUUGGGGUUUAUUGUUUAACCCUUAUGGAGUUUGGGUCCACUUCUGACCAGAGAAUAUUUUUUAAAUUAUAGCUUCACCCGAAUGGUACACUGUAAAAAAAAAAAAUCUGUAAAAAAACCGUAAAAAGACUGGCAGCAGGACUUCCAGAGAUAUUCCGUUAAAUUACAGAAAAUAACCAUUUCACAAAAUUACAAGCAAAAACUGUGAAAAUACAGAAUUGAAUUUACAGUCAAAAUUAAUUAAAUUACAGUAUAUUACCAUUGAUAAUAUGUUUUUAGACUAUUA